Phaeodactylum tricornutum CCAP 1055/1 is the source of this 1364-nucleotide messenger RNA. RefSeq names its product chaperone, dnaj-like protein (gene HSP40C). The transcript has a single exon. Lineage: Eukaryota; Bacillariophyta; Bacillariophyceae; Surirellales; Neidiaceae. The coding region runs from base 152 to 1345 and encodes 397 amino acids. Gene Ontology annotation, cellular component: endoplasmic reticulum membrane. The record is from RefSeq and is a predicted model, not a curated record. Gene Ontology annotation, biological process: protein folding.
CCUAUAAAAGCAGCACCACCGGGAUUAACUGUUACGUAGGAAUUGUCUUGCAAAACAGUAACACGAAUCGGAUAGCUCUGGAUUUUGCUGCGGUUGUACGGCUUGCUUCGCAUCGUAUCUGUCUCGGCCAAAGACUUGGAUCAUCAGGAUCAUGAACAAAAUGACUUGGUUCCACUUACUGUGUCUGGUCAUGGCAGGCAUGGCACAAACCGAAGAUUCGACGGAGUCAAACGAAACUUUCGUCAAGGGGACUUCUGUAAAGGAGUCAAUUGCUAAAGAAAACAAUUUUGAUGCGAGCAACGAAGACUGGGGGUCUUACUACGACCCUCAAAAUAUCUUUUGCGGCAAUUUUGACUGCUACAAAAUAUUAGGCUUUGACUACGAAUCGUUCGGAAAAGAGCAUCCGACGACCAAGGAAAUCACGAAGCGUUACCGUCAGCUUUCGCGUGAAUGGCAUCCCGACAAGAGUAAACACAAAGAUGCAAAAAAUCGUUUCGUAAAAAUUGCUCGCGCCUAUGAAGUACUCACGUCAAUUGUACAACGUAAAGAAUACGAUGAGUUGCGCUACAAUCAACAAGCGUACUUCGACAAGUAUGGUGCUUCAGUUCUUUGGAGUUAUGCGCCCAAAACCGAUACUGCCUUCGUUGUGUUGAUCAUUUUCGUUGUGGCCAACGUUUUCUCUUGGUUUGCGCAGAAGCAUCGAUGGCAGUUAAUUGCAGAUCGCCUCAUCAAGGCUGCGGUCGAGGACUGGACCCCUAGUCAAGGCGGGUCACCGGAAAGCAAGCAACUUCGAGAGAAGGCAUUGGAUUUAUUGAAUACCAAAGAAAACGAAGAUUAUAAGGAACCAGACGCGCUCACGAGCAAAGUUUCGACUCCCAAAAAGUCAAAGAUGAAGGGGGUAAAGAAGAUAGCCGGUAAAGAGCGAAAGCAGCAAGAGCAAGAGGCAGUAGUUCCAAUAAUUACCGCGCUUGUCAAUGACAUGAACGAUUUUGGUGGAGGAUUUCAUAAGCCUACAUGGAAAGAUUUGUUGAUUGUUUCUUUGGCCCGCAUGCCGUACAAAGUUGCGCAUGGAAUUCUUUGGCAAACGAAAUACUAUAUUAGACGCUUGCAAAAGCACGAGCUAAACGAGGACGAGCAACUCGUCUUGACAAGACGUGCAGUGGGCCCAGUCUACUGGGAAACAGCUACUGACGAAGAUCGCGAGGACAUGGUUAAGAAAGAGCUUUGGAUAUUGGAAAACCUUGUCGAAUGGAACGAGGAACAAGAGAUAAAAAAACUGAGUGCAGCCGAGCAAAAGUAUUACAACAAGCUGAAAAAGAAGGGUAAGCUUGAUAAAUUAGAGUGACGAUUGUUUUACUGCUGAU